GGCGCCGAGCGCUGUCGUGGCGCUGCCCGGGUGAAUGAGGCGGGCGGCGGCAGAGCCGCCCCUGGGCCGCGGCCACCGCGCCGACACCCGGCUGCUCCUCGUCCUCCUCCUCCUCCUCUUCUUCCUCCUCCCUCCUCGGCAGCUCCGGGCGCAGCCAUGAGGCGCGCGGGGCUGGGUGAUGGAGCACCGUCGGGUAAUUAUGGCUAUACCAACAGUGGAUACAGCGUGUAUGAAGAAGAAAAUGAAAGGUUAACAGAAAGUCUGCGUACUAAAGUCAGUGCCAUUAAAUCACUUUCUAUUGAAAUUGGAACAGAAGUUAAAAACCAAAACAAAAUGUUAUCAGAAAUGGAUAAUGAUUUUGACUCUACAGGUGGGCUGCUAGGUGCAACUAUGGGCAGACUGAGAACACUCUCCAGAGGGAGCCAGACCAAACUGUUAUGCUACAUGAUGCUCUUCUCAUUGUUUGUUUUUUUUGUAAUAUACUGGAUUAUUAAACUGAGGUGAUGCAUGUUAUCUGCAGUUUAAAUUGUGUAAUUUCAACCAUAAAAGUCUUAAUUAAUGAAGACAUUGAUCUAAACUUGCACAUUCUGUUGAUAAAACACAAUGAAAUUGUUGUAAAGUGCAUUAAUACUUAAUGCAAUGUUAUAUAUAGUUUUUUUAAUGUAUCAGAAUUUCUCCCACUAUCCCCUGUUUUUGGGGAAUUAUUUGUAAACACGCAGAAACCGCUAGCAUUCUGUGUUGCUUUUUUAGGAAAAAAGUUUUUAGAAUUGAUUUAAAAACAAAAACAAAAUCAAAGAACACCCUUCCCCCCCCCCCCCCCCGCCCCCCCUAAACAAGGACUGUUCAGAAGUGAAGUAUUUGCAGAAUGCUUUCUCAUACAUUUUGUUUUCCAUUCUGGACCAUGCUCUAAAUUAGGGCUCCAGUUUCAGGCAUAUAGUAAUUUUUAGGUUGCAAAAGCAUGAACGAUACUUGGAUCUUUCUGAAUUGGUUUUAUGUGUUUGUUUUUUUUUUUUUUUUUUGAAGUUUGCCUGAGGUAACAAAAAUAAUGGUAAUACCCUUCUCAAAUUACUUUUGCGAUGCCCAAAUGGAUAGGUCUAAUAGUCUACAUGUUUAAGUAGCAUAAACUUUUCAUUUUGCACUUACUUAAAACUGGAUUUUUCAUUUGUGACCAGUAAUGCUUACACAUCUGUGUUUUUAAGCAGAUAUGGACACAGUACAAAUGCUUCCUUUUAUAUUUAAAGUAUCCAAAAUGUAACAAUUCCAUUGAAUCACUAGAACUUUUACCAUUAGUUUCUUUACUUUUCAGUCAGCGAUGAGUCCCAAAUCUACUCUACAUGAUGUCUGAAAUAUGAGGUUGAAUAUUUUUAAUUCUGAAGUAUAUUAUGAUGCACCUGUUGGAGGUGCUGUUAUAUUGUUUUUUUUUUUUAACACUUAGCUUUAGCUCACCACAUGGUUUCUAAUAGUUGAGGCUAUUACAUUGAGUUCAAAGUUAAAAAAAAAAUGUUUUAUAGAUAUUAAAACUGUAUCUAAUUUUUGAAUGACUUUUCUAGAAAUACUGUAUAAUGUUGCCAUUAAUAACUUAAUUAUGUUCGAACAAAUAAAAUGUCUUGGAGUAUUCUC
Molecule: messenger RNA, 1620 nt
Organism: Oxyura jamaicensis (ruddy duck)
Lineage: Eukaryota; Metazoa; Chordata; Aves; Anseriformes; Anatidae
Gene: BET1
Product: Bet1 golgi vesicular membrane trafficking protein
Exons: 4
Coding region: 157-504 (115 amino acids)
Biological process (GO): vesicle fusion with Golgi apparatus; endoplasmic reticulum to Golgi vesicle-mediated transport
Cellular component (GO): SNARE complex; Golgi trans cisterna
Molecular function (GO): SNAP receptor activity
Source: RefSeq, a predicted model, not a curated record